Messenger RNA from Drosophila guanche, 1705 nucleotides. RefSeq names its product acyl-CoA desaturase. Gene Ontology annotation, cellular component: endoplasmic reticulum membrane. Gene Ontology annotation, biological process: unsaturated fatty acid biosynthetic process. The transcript has 6 exons. NCBI's taxonomy places the organism in Eukaryota, Metazoa, Arthropoda, Insecta, Diptera, Drosophilidae. The coding region runs from base 222 to 1511 and encodes 429 amino acids. The record is from RefSeq and is a predicted model, not a curated record. Gene Ontology annotation, molecular function: stearoyl-CoA 9-desaturase activity; iron ion binding.
UGUUAGUCAUUUGGGUUCGUUCGUUCGCUUGGUCAACACAUUCCCAGAGCAGAGAAUCUGAGAAUUGAGAAACGCGCCGCCACCGCUGCGUAUCAGUCCUAACGGUAGUUCCGAAACUUCCUCCGCUUCGUGCUAUAGCUGUCUGAGUUCCAGUUGCAGUGAACAGUGCAAAACCAAGUACGUGGAGUAGUGUCAGCCUAUCUCCGAUCACCGUUUACAUCAUGUGCCUUUCCUCGCCAUCACAAGCUCCCGACCAAAGCCAGGCAACCGAGAGCCGAUGCAACGGAUCCUGCAGCCUGGACAAGAAGGGGAAUCGCAGCAGAAGCACUACCUCUAGCAGCAGUAUCAUUAACGGAGAGCUGAAGAAAAGAGGUCAUUCCACAGUGGCUAGACAGACCAAAGUGCCUGAGAGAGAGCUAGACGAUAAUUUAGGUUAUAAGGAGGAGAACGCCGUGUACAAGGAGAAUGCCGUGAAGGGAAAGAAGGAGCCGGAGCAGCCUCAGCUAUUUCAAGAUCCUGAGAAAGAGGAGGAGGUCUACAAGCCACAAAUCAGAUGGCCCGAUCUGGGGGCCCAGACCUUCCUGCACGUCGGGGCACUCUACGGCGUCUACCUGCUCUUCUAUGCCAAGUUUUACACAUUCCUAUGGGUGGUUGGCACCAUCUGGGUAUCGGGUAUUGGAAUCACGGCGGGUGCGCAUCGUCUGUGGUCGCACAAAUCCUACACGGCGUCCUGGGGUCUACGUGUUCUGCUCGCCUUCGCCUUCUCCAUAGCUGGGCAGCGAGAUGCCUACACAUGGGCACUGGAUCAUAGGAUACACCAUAAGUUCUCAGAGACGGACGCAGAUCCUCACAACGCGAAGCGCGGCUUCUUUUUCGCUCACGUGGGCUGGUUGUUCCUCACCCCCCACCCGAAUGUGGUGGCCAAGCGGAAGGUAAUCGACAUGUCGGAUCUGGAGGCCGACGCUGUCUGUAUGUUCCAGAGGAAGUAUUACAUUCCACUGUUUGCCCUCUGCUCGAUCAUUUUGCCCGUGGGCGUGCCAUGGUACUUCUGGGGCGAGAGCCUCUGGAUGUCCUUCUGGAUCAAUUUCAACAUGAGAUUCACUUGGACCCUCAACGUGGCCUUUUUCGUGAACAGCGUAGCCCACAUGUAUGGCAAUAGGCCAUACGAUAAGAACAUCAUGUCCGUAGAGGCGCCCAUCGUCUCAUUACUGGCCAUGGGAGAGGGAUGGCACAACUACCACCAUGUGUUCCCCUGGGACUACAAGACGGGCGAAUUCGGCAACUACAGCCUAAAUGUGACCACGGGGUUUAUUGAUUUUUGCGCACGCCUCGGUUUAGCUAGUGGACGCAAAGUUGUUUCCCCUGACAUGGUCAAGCGACGCGCGGCCAAGUGCGGGGAUGGCACACGUUUCCUUGACGAUGAGUUCGCCCACAAGGAUCAGGUUUGGGGUUUCGGAGACAAGGACUUGCCGCGAGAGGAUUUCGCUGAGCUGGCCAAGAUGCAGAAUUGAGGAUUAAAUCUAUGGCACUGUAUUAUCUUUUCAGCCUGUGGUUACAAUAGUUUUAAUUUCAAGUGGCAAGUUCAGCGUCAUAACAAUCCACGGACCCAUCCCAUCAAUCCCUUUCCAAACACAAGCUCGACGUUGAUUUCGUUACUUAACCACUAGUACUUGGGUCAAUAAAGUAUAUUUUGUAUUAAACCAAA